Andrographis paniculata is the source of this 1034-nucleotide messenger RNA. RefSeq names its product squamosa promoter-binding-like protein 6. Gene Ontology annotation, cellular component: nucleus. The transcript is spliced from 4 exons. Gene Ontology annotation, molecular function: DNA binding. NCBI's taxonomy places the organism in Eukaryota, Viridiplantae, Streptophyta, Magnoliopsida, Lamiales, Acanthaceae. The record is from RefSeq and is a predicted model, not a curated record. The coding region runs from base 98 to 892 and encodes 264 amino acids.
GACGAAACAGUUCAAAUCGGAAGAGAAAAAGAAAGAACCAUUUCUUUUCUUCCCCAAAUUGUCUUUCAGCUUCAAUUUAGAGGGACAAGAGGUUUCUAUGGCAGAAGAUGCAGAAUUACAGGACGUUACUGCAGAAGCCUUUCCAGUCAUCCUAAAUGAUGUAUUUUUGGGUAUGGAAUCAAUGGAGAGUUAUCCUCUUUGCUUAGAACAUUUAUUCGAUGAUGCUAAUGUUGGUGCAAGAUUGUCCAAUUCAUCCUCUUCUUCGCCUGCGCCGCCUCAGUCGGCCAAAAGAGCCCGAAUCGAAACACCAUUGUCCCGGAUUCCUGUUUGCUUAGUCCAUGGCUGUGACAAAGAUUUGAGUUCAUUGAAGGAGUACAACAGGAAGCACAGAGUAUGCGAUAUUCAUUCGAAGAUUUCUGUGGUUAUCGUCAAUGGCGUUAAGCAGAGGUUCUGCCAGCAAUGCAGCAGGUUUCACAAACUAGCCGAAUUCGAUGGAGGCAAGCGCAGCUGUCGCAAGCGUCUUGCAGACCACAACGAGCGCAGAAGAAAGCCUCGAUUAAGUCCUCUGUUAUUCGACACAGAUGACUUAAGAUGGCGAUGUAAUGAUCGAAGUAGUUUCAAGACAGGGACUCAACGAUCAGCAGCUGAAUUUUCCGGCUCAAUCUCCGGCAGUGCUCUCUCUCUUCUGUCAUCUCAUUCACAGAGCUCAAUAAGCCUUUCAGAAAUGGACAAUGGCCGAACCUGUCUCAAUUUCGGACCUCUGCAGAAAGAACUCAUGGAAGAAUCAAGUCAUCCAAAAACUGUCGACUUGCUUCAACUGUCAUUACAUCUUCAAAGAGUCGUGGAACAGCAGAAAUACCUUGGGCCGGAAGAAGAUGAAUCUGUCAAAUAGGUCUAAUGGCUUAAGUUAAUAAUCCAUGUAUGUCUAAUUUGUUGUAUUUAUGACAUUAUUCUUUCCUUGUAAUAGAACAACCAAGAAAUGGCCUACACAUUAUAUAGAUAAUAAAAAUAGCAGAUGAUGUUCAUUGAUUAAU